This is a messenger RNA of Misgurnus anguillicaudatus (oriental weatherfish), 1179 nucleotides long. The record is from RefSeq and is a predicted model, not a curated record. Lineage: Eukaryota; Metazoa; Chordata; Actinopteri; Cypriniformes; Cobitidae.
AGCUCCACCUUCAUGUUGUGUUUAAUUCGAGAGAUCUAUGAGUCGAGAUCUUCAGUGUUUGUGUUCAGUCUGUUGAGUUCAGUGAAGAACUGCAUUAACCUGCAGAGCAGAUCGCUGGACUCUGUCCACUGCGCAGCCCUGCGCUUUAUACUGCAACACUGCACUGCACUUACACUUAACAUGAUGUGGACCUCCAUACCAGAGGAGGAGCUAGAGAGCAUUCAGACUCUCUUCAGUCACGUCUCCUGCCUUAGUGUUGACAGACGGCUGUUAUUGAGAAUGAUUCACUGCUGCAGUUCAUCUGAUGUCCAGCAGGAGGCGUCAGUGGUUUUGCUCUCUGCCCUGAAGCACAAACUGGACUUCACCUGUGAUUCAGCACUGGACCUGACAGAAGACACACAGACUCUACAACUGACUGCUGAAGACUGCCGUGUGAUAUCUGCAGUCAUUCAGAGAGCUUAUAAAGAUACACAAACCCUCACACAGCUGAGUCUACACGACUGUGAGAUUAAUACAGCUGGAAUCCAUCAACUCUUCUCAGUUUUACACUCUGUUAAACUCCGCUGUGAUAAAUGGAUGCUGCUUCAGUUUCUCUCUCAUGUGGGUUCUGGGGAAGCUGAAUCUCUUUCUCAGGCUCUGGGUGCAGAAGUGGAUCUCAGUCAGACUCAGCUGGACCUGCAGGUCUGUAGAGGACUGGCGCUGGUUCUGGAUCAUUCUGAAGGUCUGACAGAACUGGAUCUCAGUCAGUGUCAUCUAACUGAUCAGAGUCUGGAUCUUCUGCUGCCAAACCUUCACAAAGCAGAAAUCAUUGAUUUUAGUGGCAAUAACAUCACUGACGCUGGGGCAGAGAAAAUCUACAAUAUCGUCUCUCAAUACAGUAACAUAAAGACAGUAAGGCUCUUCAACAACAGAAUUCAAUUCAGAGAGAUCCUCUACAGAGACCCACGAUUUGAGAUCUGGUGAUGCCAAAAAACGUAGUUUUUGUCUGGAAUAUAUGAGUCAGUUUAAUAACCGGUUAAGAUAUUAAGAGUUGUGUGUACUGAUAAGGUAACAUGUGUCAAAACUGGAGUCGUUGAGAUUUGAGAUCACAUUCAUAUUCACUUUGUUUAUUGCUGGUUUAAGGGAACAUUAUUUUUACUUAAUUGCUGUCUUUUAAUUAAAUUCUAUCAUUUAUUUUAA